AUAUAUGUGUGUGGGGUUUGGAAAGCUAGUUGCCCCGCAUCCUCGGAAAAAAGAAAGCUUUCCGCCUAUGCAACGAACUACAUCUUUUCUCAGCAAUAUUGGCAUGAAAGAAAUACAUGUUUAUACCAAUGAUAGGACGUAUUGAAAGUAUAUUUUUGUGUCGGAUGAGAAUUCAUUAUGAGUUGGUUCACAAUAAUUCAGUAUGUAUCAGCACAACUUGGGACAAGGAAAUAGACCAAAUAGAAGAUAGACAAGUGUGGUUCUUGUGUGCUCUUUAAGUUUGCCCCAAGCUGUGCUUUUACAUAUUGAAUUGCGUGAAAUGCAGUGUGUAAAAAAAAAAAGAAAAAGAGAUGUUAUAGUCUUCGUGUGAUGUAGUACCAGGGGUGCAGAUCCAGGAAAGCAUCAGUAGAGACGCCUGCCGUGGUGGCGUAGUCACAACGACAGGUCACCUUUCCAAGCCUGUGUCCAUUCGUUCCUCUGUGAAGUGAGGUUGUCCCUUGUCGGCAUUACUUUCUGCCCUUUACUUAGAACCACUAUGUUUAACCUAAUUAACUGUAGUAAUAUUCAUGGUUUCAGCAUUUACGGAACAGAGUAAAAGUUCUGGCGUGUGCAGACGACCUCGCUUUCUUUUGUACUGACAAGUCCAUUACCAGAACUGUGGUGUCCAAGAUAGAGGAAUUCGGCACAUCUCUGGUGCACAAAUGAACUGUGGUAAAUGUUUGGGGCUGUGGUUUGGCUCAUGGAUCUCUAAGCCGACACAGUUUGCUGGUACUGAAAGGUCUUGUGAGCCACUAAAAUACCUGAGUGUUCCAUUGGAUGCAUAUAUUUACCCGCAUAAUUUGCGCGCCCCUAAUAUUUAGCCAGCUUUACAAAAAAAUUUUUUUUUUUUUACUCGUAUAUUUUGAGUUCCCCAUCCUGCGCAAGCCAGCUUGCAUGCGCGGGCGCGCACGCGGAGACUUUGGACGGCCGCGCCCCUUGCCGCGGAGACAAGCACAGUUGUACAUAAGACAAGCUGCGAGUGCGAAGUCCCUUCUUCUGAAAACUUCGUUCUUUUCUCCGGAAGCCCCCAAACUACGGUCCGUAGAAUAAGUUGGUUCUUUAUUCUAUGAUAUUAUAUUCAAGGGACCGUAUCCGAACAUGCGAACCUGAUCACGGGGUGUCGGAACUGCUUGACCGUUUUCCUCCCUCUAUCUGUGCUUCUCUCUCCAUGUGAAUAACCUACCUACUGCAAGAGUGAGCGAGAAAGGCGUCUCGUCCAUUCCUGUAAAGACAGCCGGCUGUGAAAAGCAACACUGCACAGUUAUGCUUGCCGUGACAGCUGAUGGCCGAAAACUACCGUCGUUCGUAAUCUUCAAGCGGGAGACAAUGCCGAAAUUGAAGGUUGAAGGCCGUAUUUACAUGCGCGCCCAAGAACAAGGCUGGAUGAAUGAAGAACUGAUGGACGACUUGCUCGACACUGACUGGGGUAAGCGACCAUGCAGGCGCCUUACCGCGACUGCCAUCGCUGCUGGUGUGCUUGACAGUUUCAAAGGCCAUUUCGUGGACAGCGUAAAGGAGAAGUUGCAGAACAUGAGGACCAACCUGGCUAUUAUCCCGAGCGGACUAACAUCUGUUCUGCAGCCCUUGGAUGUCUCCGUAAAUAAACCCUUCAAGGACUACGUGCGCAAGAUAUGUACGUGGAAUGGAUGGCCAGCGGAGAGCAUGGGCUCACUCCCACUGGCAGAAUAAAGAGACCGCCACUAGAGACGGUCUGCAAGUGGAUACUCACAGCGUGGGACCUGGUUUCUUCCAGUAUUGUCGAGAAGAGCUUCAAGAAGAUGGGGUGGCUGUCGAACGCACUCGACAGAACCGAGGACGAUGUGCUUUGGGAGGGCGGUGACGGCGGCUGCGACAAUGAUUCCCAGUAGGACCUCCCGACCAGUGGUUCCGACUAGAGCAUGCAUGACUGGAUCUGGCUGGUCAAAUUACAUGCUAAUUCUGUUAAAUAAACAAGUACCCUUCGCUUAAUUGUGCUAUAACUUAUUUUCUUUUUAAUGUGUAUACCGCGCGCGUUACUACAUAUUGCACGUUAUUUCGGAUGUGUUCGCGAAGUCUCCGCGUAAUUUGUGCAACCCCUUUUUGGAGCUCUAAAAUUGUCAAAAAAAGUGUGCAAAUUAUGCGAGGAAAUACAGUAAGUUAAGUACAUAUUACUAGAGAAAAUGGGCACCAACCCUAAGGCGUUAUGACCAAACAUUCGUACUGCAUAACCUCUGAAUAUUUGGCAGAGCUACAGUGUGCAACAAAGCUCUUCCAUGUGCUACAAAUAAUCCGUUGUUCAAGAGUUUACAUUCAGCGGUUUCACUGAAUCUUUGCAACCUUUAUUUUUUCAUCAGUUUGUGCACCAAUGAGGCGGCGUGCCAAUGUUUUCAGACCAGUUAAUUCAGGUGGACUUGGCCUGGUUCACCUUUAUGUAGCGUGUCUCAUUUCUUACUCUUUUGAGACUGUUCCUGCCCAUUACUUCAGGCAUUCUUGCAAGUUAAUCUCGUGAAUAUUUUACCAAAUUUAGUAAUUUCAGCAAAUUUUGCUUUAUGUCCAUAUCUACAGGGAUUCAUGCAUGAUGAAGUGCACCUCUCAGUGUGCUUUCUGGUAGUGAGCUUCUCAAAUGUAUACUUAUUCUCAAAGAUCUAAUUGAUAUGCUUGUUGAACAUUCGUUAUACUGAUUUCUGUACGUCGGAUUACCUGGACAUGAUGUGCUUGCGCAAGUCUGUAAAAUGCCUAUUUCUCCACACUCCAACACAUUCGUCAACAGAGUGCAUACUGAAAUGCUACCUAUUAAAACCUGGUUAAGUAUAGAUAAGGCAUUUUUGGAUCUUUGAUUAACUGUUGUCUCUGUAUAUAAUGUACCAGAAACUAUAGAACACUGCUUUGUUGACUGCAUGUUGACUGCAAGGAUGCCAUAUUGUUUGGGGGGACAUUCCCUAAAGGACUUUUAAAAAGGAUCUUGAUUUAAAUCCUCAUAUGAUAAGAUAUCGUAUGCCACCUAAAUGUGAAGUUGUCCUUUUUGACUACUUAUGGCAUUGCACAGUUUAUGGAAAACUCGCCUGUUAGAUUGGAAUGCAGAACCAAUUGUAUCUUAAUUCGCAGUCACAUUUCAUUCGGGUUUCACUUCUGAAAGACUUUUACGACCGAAGAGUUUUCCAACGAGAUAUCCGUGCAAUAUCCUUUUGCCUCCCUUUUAGAGAACUGUUUACUGUAAUAAUUGUGCUGUGAAGUGUUUGUCUUGGUCUUGUAGGUGUGCACAUGGCUAUGACUGUUCUGGCGGCUAUGUAAAUACCUUCUGCAAGUACUUAUAUUCAUAAUAAAUACCAUGAAAGAAAAGAGAGAGAGAGAGAAAAAAAAUGCCAGGGUGGCGUAGUGGCCAACGCGUUGCACUAAGUCCAAGGGCGCGGGAUCGUAUCCCGGGUGUGGUGACUGCACUUCAAUGGGGGUGAAAUGCCGAAAUGCCGGUCUAGUGUGCAUUGGGUGCAGAAACUCCUUGAGUGCACAUUAAAAAGCCCAGGUGGUCAAAAUUAUUCUGGAGUCCCUGUGUGCCAUAAUAAAAUUGUAGUUUUGGCACAUAAAACCCUAGAAUAUCUUUUAGCAUCAAGGGAGGCCCCCUCCCCCUUGAUGCUAUGAUUAGGGAAUAAAAGUGAAACUGCAUCAGUGUAAUGCAGAUGCACCUCUCAGUUCCAAGAUGUUCACACGCAGGCUGAAAAAAAAAAAAAAAAUAGGUGUAUGAGAUAUUCUUAAUUUAAUUUUCCUUGUUCUGAACAAGGUUGUGCUGCCACAGUGUGUCGACAAUAGGUGGAUUCCAUUAGUCCAGUUAUAUUAGCAGCACUUUGCAGACAGACCAGCGAACCAAAUGCUGUCCCAACAUGCUUUUUUUUUCUUUAUUGGCGGCUUUGACAUACACAAACAAUACACAAAAAAAAACAUGCCCCUGUUUCAACAUCGUUCUGUUAACAGCAUAAAACGUGCGUGCUAAUGCGCAAUAAAGAAAAAAAAAGUUCACCCGCCUUUGGGAGGGCUCGAACCUCCAACCUUUCGGUUAACAGCCGAACGCGCUAGCCGAUUGCGCCACAAAGGCAGUCGGACUGUCGCGACUUAUAGCAUUUUAAUAUAUCAAUAACAUUCUUAAAAAUUCGUUUUUAUUAAUAUAGUUAUUUAGAUUAUUUUAGAUCAUGGAAGCAGAAAGCAAUUAAAGACGCAGCAGACGUAUAUUUGCUGAGCAAACUUCAGAAGCAUUUCGAGCCCGUUUAUGACAACAAUAGACACCUGUCGGCGCGUUUUCGAUACCGGCGGUGCAGCGCACAAUGAUGGCCGCCCCUUCGUGGCUGUUUGAGAAGAGGCACCUUAAAAAGCCACGAUUGGGACCUCCUGACGUUUACCCGCAGGAUCCGAAACAAAAAGAGGAUGAGCUCACCGCUAUAAACGUGAAACAGGGGUUCAUAACAAAUCCCCAGAUCAACGACGAGUAUGGUUCCGCCAGAAAUGCCAACAUCACGUCCGCAAAAUUCGGAGCCUUCUUCAGUGCCAUUCUUUCUAAGAAACAAGAACUUAAUACAAUUCAAGAUUCGUCCCGAAAGAAACAGCAGAUCAACACCAAAGAGCAUUUUUGGCCAGUUACAGCAAGGUCCAAGAAUGCAAUUGAGGCUUGGUUUCGUGAUCUUGCUGGAUCUAAACCACUUACCAACCUGGCGAAGAAGGUUCCCAUAUUCAACAAAAAGGAAGAAAUCUUCUUGACGCUGUUUGAGUUUUCAGUGCCUAUGCUUCGGGCUGCUUGGUUUAUCAAAAUGACCUCAGUUUAUCACGUUGCUAUUUCUGAAGCAAAAAUGAAGAAACGGCAACUACCAGACCCCUGUCAAGAGUGGACUGCGUCAUUGUGCAAAUUUCUGCGGGAGCUACUGCACAAGCUGGUGGAACAUAGCCAUCCGACAGGUCCACCCCCGCCUCCACCAGGAGGGGGUGGGACCACACCAGGUGGUCCUGGUAGUGGAGGUGGGGCAAGUCCUGGUCCUCCUGCAGCUACACCUGCUGCUCCCAGCAUUCCGCCUGACACCACCAUUGCCAAGCAGUGGCAUUACUGUACCAACCUGGCCUCGCACCUUUAUGAGGAAGGGCUUCUGGAUCAUCAGGACUUUCUCAACUGGAUUCUGGAGCUGGUUGAGAAGACCAAGAGUCCAGAUGAUCCCAUCUUGAAGCUUGUCAUGCCACUCACAUUACAGUAUGUGGGCGAGUUUUCUCGCUCUGAGCUGCUGUCACGGCGGCUGGCUCAUCACUGUUCCAAGAAGCUAAGUCAGCUGGUUGCUGACUACACAGUCAGCUCUCCAAGGAGCCAGAGUCCAGUCACAUUAACUGCCAAUUCAACAACGAAUGGCGGGAACACUGUGUCUCCAGUGCCAAAUCCUUCCUCCAUCAGUCCUCUGGCAGCAAGUUUCGCCGAAUGCCUCAGCUGUUCUCAUCAUCGUUCCAUUGUUCUCCAAUUAUCAGUAGUGCUACAGUAUAUCACACUGAAGUGUCCCACUGCUCUUGUGUGGAACAGCAUUGGUGAAGGCAAAGCGAAUCCCAUUCUGAAUGGCAGUCCCUUAGACCUGCUUCCAUGCCCACCAUCGUGUCUGCCCAUGCCACCAAGGCCUUUCAAUGCUCAGGUGCGGCAAGAACUGCGACGGGUGGAGCAGCAGGUGAUUCAGCGGGGGCGGGCCGCCGAGAUGCACUGGUCAUGUGACAAGUGGCAGCAAAUGGCCGCUGGCACUACCAUCACACGUGUGCUGGGAGUGCUGGAUGCCUUGGACAGGCAUAGCUUUGACCGAGUGGAUGCCACCAACUCGCUGGACACACUCUACUCCAAGGUUUUUGCUAAAAGUGGUGACCCGGUCCAGCCCUUGGCCACUGCACCUGGAGCCAGUCCUGGCCCUGGAGUCGGGGCUGGAGGGGGCGUGAGCAACACAGAAGGGGCGGGGCAACAGUUGUCUACACCUCCUCCGCAAGAUGAGCCCAUUGUGCGACUUCUGUGUGAGUGGGCUGUUACGACUAAGCGCAGUGGCGAGCACCGGGCACUUGUCGUAGCUCGCCUACUCGAGAAGCGCCAGAAUGAGCUCAACAUUGAGAAAUACAAUGACGCUGACCUGGUAGACGAGAAAGAUUCUCAGGACUCAGGAAUGGCGCCAACGGGUUUGCCUAUAUUCCAAAACCUGCUCGUCAAUUUCCUUGACAUGGAAGCCCCUGUCCUUGAUGACAAGCCAUCUCCUGAGAACCGGACGGCCUUUGCCAACCUUGUGCUACUGUUUGCCGAACUGAUACACUGUGACGUGUUCUCCCACGAUGCCUACAUGUGCACCUUGAUCUCGCGGGGCUACUUUGCCAGUCACCCACCCGGGGGUGCUGGGCUGCCGAGUGUCAUGGGAACGGGAACAGGCAGCAUUAGCGGUGCCCCGCGUGCUCCAUCGCCUGAACCAUCGCUCACGGGUUUCCUUGACCCCAACUUGGGUCCGUCACCCAGCCAUGGGAGUGCCAGCAAUCCUGGUAAUGCUAGUGGCAUGUCCAUGGGUCUUGGACUGGGAGACUUGGGCAUUGGAAGUCUGGGGGAGCCCUCUCGCCAGGCUGACUCGCUGCACAUGUUCGAGCCGGGUGCAGUGAAGCAUGAGGUUGGCUGGGGUGUUCAGAUGGACAUGGAUGAUGCCGGGCUAGAUGCUGACCUGGAUAACAUCUUGCAACGCAUCAAGGAAGGCCAGCAGAACAUGAGUGACCAGCCUGACUCUGUGGGCUCAGACAAGGAAGAAGGGGGCUCUCUGCAAGGCCCCACCACGCCCCUGGCCGAGACUGCAGGAGGUGGGGGAGCAGGGAUAGGUUGCCAGCCUGGUAGUGGGGCCUCGGGCGGUGGUGGGGCUCCAGUGAGUGGGGUGCGCAGUCCCAACUGGCCCCUGCGGCACCUGCAGUACACCACACACUUCCCUCUGCCACAAGAGGAAGGGGGCCUUUGGUCUCACGACUGCAACCAACGGCACAUUCUGCUCUACGGUGUGGGCAAGAUUCGCGAUGAGGCACGGCAUGCACUCAAGAAGGUCACCAAGGAACUACAGAAGCUGUUUGCGAAGAAGGCAUCCAUGGACAUUGCUGACGGGGGAAAGGUGAAGCGACAUGCUCGUGAAGGUUUCAACUUUGAGGCUGUCACAGCAAGGUUCCAGUCUCUCUCUUAUUUCGACCAGCACGUGGUUGCCCUGACAUGUGCUGCAUCAGUGGUGGAGAUGUUGGCUGGUUUUGCUGCAGGAUCCUCUAAUCACCUUCCCCUUGUGGACUACAUUGGCUUUCUCUUUGACCUUAUGGAGCUAUCCUUUAAUAUUCAUGGCUUGAUCGAGUUUGGCCUUCAGUUGCUGAAAGAGCUUGUUGAAGUUGAGAACCAGCUCAUGCAGAAGAACUCUGCUCUGAGUGGAACAUAUGCAACGUCUCUAGGCUUGUACAUUGUAGGCCUCUUUUAUAGGUACCAUUGCUGCCUGCUUGUGUGCCAGGAUUACACACUACAAGCGUGUGAAAGUUUGUGCAAGCUAGUGAAGAAUGUUGCCAACCCUGCAGAGUGCACCUCUGCAGAACGCUGCGUACUGUGCUACCUCCAUGACCUGUACUCUUCGUGUUCCUACCUCAAGUCCAAACAUUCCGAAAUUUUCGGCUCUUUCUACUCAAAAGUCAAGCAAACACUGUACGCCUCUCAAACACCGUCUUCUCUCAACCUGCUUUGGAACAGUUCGUACAUGAUUGAGUGUGUAAACAACCCCAGGAUUAGGGUUGAUCCCCAACAAAUCAAGCAACUGAGUGAAAAUUCUGCAUAUAGGUACAGCUUUGUUUGUAAUGCUGUUCAGAGCAUCUCUGUGGCACAAGAUGCAGACAGGCUGAAUGACAUAUCUCUCCUGUGUGCUGAACUUACUGCCAGCUGUGGUCUGCUUAGUGCUGAAUGGCUGGGUGUCCUCAAAGCUCUAUGCUGCUCGUCUAAUCAUGCAUGUGGCUUCAUUGAUGUCCUGACGCAAGUUGAUGUGGGGGACCUGUCCAUCCAUGACAACCUGGCAGUCUUCACAUGCAUCCUGGUGGCAAGGCGGUGCUUCUCCCUCCAGGAUUUCGUCGUGCAUGUGGCCAUACCCUCACUGCUCUCAGCUAGUCCUGUGGGUGGAGCCGCAGACCAGGAUGCAGAGUCUGGUGCCCGGCUGACAUGCCACUUACUGCUGCGCCUCUUUCGCACUGUGGACUCCAUGCCGCCUGCUGGGAGUGCCAUACCCCUUCCGCGACCUCUCUUUCUCAUUCGGUCUCCGUGCGAUCGGCAUCUCUUGUCAGCUGCUCACAGCAGCAUGCGUGUUGAGCCAGUUCUUGCAGUUCUCAAGGCCAUCUUGCUGCUUGGCGAUGCUAGCACACCAGCCUUGGAGGCCAAAGCAAAGCUGGACUCGAAUCAGGGCAAAGGGGAACCCAGCAUCAACGACCUUCUUGGCCCAAUAGAUGACACAGACUUUGACCUCAGCGUCCCUCCCAGCUUGGGCAGGCAUCCAAGCAGCGUGGGUGCUCCACGAGGCACAGGCAUUGAGAGUGCCGGCCUGAAUGAUUUUGCCAAAUAUGCUUUGGGCCAGAUCUGCAGCCAGCAGUGGAUUCAUGAACGCUGCCUCAGAGACCCUGAUGUACUGUGCUCACCGGACCUGCUGCUGGAUCCGAUGCUAUCACACAAACAGGCGGAGACAUUGCUGCACAUGAUCUGCCACCCCAAGGGCGGUAGCAGUGGCAGCACGAAUUCGUGGCUUUCGCCUGGUGCAACUAACAAUGGCGCUGACACAUUCGGUGCCAUUGUGGGGAACAGUGCCUGUGGAAGUAGCAGCAGCAGUUCGGGAAGUGGCGCCAAUGGUGGCUCAGCAGGUGGUGGCUCAAGCCCCCAUGAAAGAGAGCCGUGCGACCAGCGGCAGUUGGUGAGCCGGGUCCUGCUGGGCCUAGACCAAUGGAGCAUGCGGGUGUCGUGGCUAGAGCUGCAGUUGCGCUACAAGCAGUGUGCCAGCCCUGCUGAGGUCAACGCGUGGUUGGACAGUGUAGCCCGGGCCACCAUUGAUGUCUUUCAGUUGACCAGCGAGGAGUCGCCCCUGCCUUUGUCAGCCCGGUCUGCAGGGGCUGACCCAGCAUCACCAGUGCCGUUUUCUCGGCUCAGCGGCAAUGGCGGUGGCACCUAUGGAAGACAAGAAAAUGACCGCAUCUGGUUUGUGGCUCCGCUAAUAGCCAAGCUGCCUGCUGCAGUUCAGGGCAAGGUCUUGAGGGCUGCCGGACAAGUUUUGGAGAGUGGCAGCUGGGCUUGCAUUGCUUCCUCCUCUUCUUCUAAAAGCAAGGACAAAGACAAGCAGGUUCAGAGAAGCGCAUCCCUGCUGAGCCACCAGCCAUUUCUCUCGCUGGUGCUCAUGUGCCUCAAGGGCCAGGACGAGCAGCGGGAAGGCCUGCUCAACUCGCUCCAGUCGCAGCUCACACAGUGUGUGCACAUCUCCAAGGACGAGAAACCCAUAGCAGAGGACUUGAAGAGUCGUUUGCUAUUGCACGAGGCACUGCUUCUGAGGCUAAGCCUUGUGGGUGGAAUGUUCGACAUGAUUCAACGCAACACAAGCUUCACCACUGACUGGGCCCUGCUGCUUGUGCAGCUUAUCAGCCAUGGGGUCGUCGACCUGCACUGCAACUUUGAACUCUUCACUACUGUCCUUGACAUGUUGGCAGCACUCAUCCACACAACCCAGAAUGCUGACAGUGUGUCCGGAGAAGAGACACGCAAGCAGUAUCUCAACCUCGUAAAGAAGAUGAAGAAAGAGGUGUCGGACAUGGACACGGAAUCUAUGAAAAUGGUGCACCAGCUGUUGCCUCUCACCAAGCAGCAGUGUGAGGUGAUUGCCUGUGAGCCGAUGGGAAGCCUUAUUGACACCAAAGGAAACAAGAUCGCUGGUUUUGACUCUAUAGACAAGAAGCAGGGUCUUCAAGUGGCUGAAAAACAGUGUGUGAGUCCCUGGGACUUGCUGGAAGGUCAGCGAAAUCCAGCCCCAUUGUCGUGGAUGUGGUUCGGGGCAGUGCGCAUGGAACGCAAGCCUCGUCUGGAGGAGAUGCCUCGGGGCAGUCUUUUAUGGCACACACACUCGGCCCUGGCUAAACCGGCUUCCUAUUUCCUCGAACAGCCACCCCUGCCUCCUGAGGAACUUUUGGAGCCCCCUGCUCCCCUCCCGGCAGCUCCACCGACUGCUGGAGUGGGGGGGCCUCACCUAGGUCCUCCCCCACACUUGGUCCCACCCCCACACUUGGCCCCUCCCCACCACCUUGUGCCUCACCUGGCUCCACCUCACAUUGGCCAGCCUCCUGACAAGCAUCUGCAGAUGCAGCUGCUAGAAGACCCCAAGCGAGCACUGCAUGAAAUACACAGUGCACCCUCACCACGUGGAGGUGCCAAGAAACCCAAGGCCCAGAGGCGGCCUCGCAAAGCCAAGGGCCUUGCAGGGCAGGCCCCGCCGGUCCGGGGCUCCCUGGCCUACCCCCCUGAGCAGCAGCCCAUGUACCCCCAGGGACCGCCCCCGCCUCCCCAGCAGUGGUAUGGACAGCAGCCGCCGCCCAUGCAGCAGCAAUCGUACUAUGCGCCCCAGCAGCCCCUGCCCCCAGGAGGACCCCGCUUCGAGCGCCAGCUUUCCCAGUCCAAGGCUGCUCUCAGCUCUAUGCUGCGAGCCCGUCACCCUUCGGCACAGUUUCUUGGUGGGCCGCCCCAGGGGGCGCCUCAGGGUCCACAGGGGGCGCCUCCAGUCACCAUGCAAGGUCCGGUUGGUGGACCUGGAAGCAGCGGUGCACCGCCGUAUGCCCAGCCAAACAUGGACAUGCUGCAGAAGCAGCAGCAGCAGCGUCACCAAAUGAUGAUGCGCCAGCAACAGAUGCGCCCCCAAGGCAUGGCACCUCAACAAGUUGGCCAACAAGGCAUGUUCCACCCUGGCAUGCAGCAGGGAGCACAGGCACAAGCAGCUGGCAUGCAUCACCUGCCUCCACCAGAUUAUUUUCGAGCUGUGGGGGGCAUGAGCCAAAACUAUGGUGGGGGCUAUGGGGGUGGCGGGCCGCCUCCACAAGCCCUGAUGGAGCGCCGUGCGGCGGCUGGCGUCACUGGAGCCCAGCCUGGUCCUGGCAGUGGCAUGAUGGGCCCGGCCCCGCCAGGCUUUGGCCAGGGCUACAACCCAGGGGGGGCAGGGAACACCAUGGGAGGACCUCCUCAACAGUCUGGCAACAUGGGCAUGAUGAGUGCUGCUGCAGCAGGCAUGCAGAAUCCCGGGCCACAGCAGUACCUGGCCAACAGGCCACAAUAUGCCCUUGGUCAAGGAGGAGCCGGUGGCGGAGGAGGCCACCCUGGCGGCCCCAUGGUGGGUUCCACAGGGGCCGGCCACCUUGGGGGUCCCGGUGGAGGCGGCCCCGGCCCCCAGGGUGGGGCUGGGGCGCCCCCGGGGGGCCCGAUCCCGGGCGGGGGUGGCUACGGCGGGGGUGCGCCUGGUGCGACCCCAGCUAGUGCGGCUGGCCUGAUGGCCAGUUCCAUGCACCACCAGCAGUUCAUGGCCCUCAAGCAGCAGCAGCAGCAACAGCAACACCAGCCCCCGCCACCCCACCAGCAGCAACAGCAGCACCAGCAGACUGCAGCGCUCGUGGCCCAGCUGCAGCGGCAGCUCUCGGGCAGUGGCCAGGUACCACCCCAACAGCAACAACAGCCGCAGGGACCGCCACAGCAACAUUCGGCAUACCAGCACCAGGGUCCCUACUGAAGCUUACAGAUUCCCCCCACCAUUGCAAAUGGCAGCUUUCGUGUCAACAGCCUAAAAGAGGGACUAGACAGCUAUAAUACAGCGUCAAUCUGAGGCCAUUGCUGCCAUAUUGGUAGUCUUCAUGGCAGUAGCCGGGGUGUAAGCUAUGUUUGAACGCAGUAGCAGCAAAAGUGGUAUCACUCUGCCGGACAACAUGCAGGACCACACUGAGUUGCAGGUAACAUCUUACUACUGUUCAAAUGGCAGCCACAAUAGUAGCCUAUAUCGUAGCAGUGCCAUCAGAUUAAUGGUUAUAGUGAAAGCAAAUGCAUGCAAGCACAAUCAUGAAAUCAAAGGGCAUUCUAAUGCUGUCUUGUGGGAUGUCGAAAGCAUGACACGCGCUUGCGUACUGGUGCCACAGCUGCACCUAGCCAUAAGCCCCCCCUUCACAGAUUGUUGUGUGGCAGUGCACUUGUAGGAGGGGUUAUACAAACAACCUGACAAACAAACUUUAUUCAAACAUCACGGGAUGUUUAGGAGUGCAGACAAAAAGCCUUCAGCAGGCUUGACUGGGUCUGUGCCCCCUAUAAAUGGCAAACAGCGAGAAGAGUGCGGUCUAACUAAACAGGUUACAGAGUUGUAGUACAUAUGCAUUGACAGUAAACAUAGAAAAUAAUUAUGCUUGUCUAGCACAACAAUUAAGAUGGCCAUAUAGAAAAUAUGUAAGCAACAGCAAAUAUUAGUUUGAACAGAAUAUAUAAAAAACAAGAAUAAGCUUACUAAUUAAGUUAGAAAACCGAGGUAGUAGCUCUAGGAUAUACAAAUAUAUGGAUAAUAAGUAACGCAAAAAGAAAAAAAAAGAGUUUCUUGUCCAGAUUCAAAAUCGCAUGAACCGUAAAGUUUACGGAAUGUUGUGAGAGUCGCAAGUAUGCCCCUCCGAAACUUAUUUGUACAUUUGUACCAGUUAAUGACACUAGAAUGAGCAAUCUCAAUGCAGUUGCAUGCAGUUCUACGUGCCCUUUUUCGAGAAUCGUCUUGGAUCCUGUAGGUAUUGUCCAGUAGGGAUCAGUCCUGGCAAUUCUCCGAUGUCAUUGUGCACAGAUGAAAAGUGCCUGUCUGUUUGGCUGUGUCAGCCAUAAUAGCUGUACCAACUCUAUACUUGCAGCCUCUGUAUGAAAUCUCAGGGUCCCACUUAAGCCUCCCACUGGUUCUUGACAAGAGCCUUUGUCCCGAAGCAAGCUAAAGCCACAACUGUGCCUGUUGUCGCAAACUCAGUUGUACCAUCACACUUUUCAUACCAGCAUUUUGUGUUGACUUCUCAUGAAGAAUUUUGCCUCGCUGCUACUUGUGCGCACCACUUCUUCUGUUACUUUUGGAGUAAUGUCAAAAAAGUGUAGCUUGCUUUUACUCUGUCUUGGUUGCAUAACUAUGCUGCAUCCUAGGCACCUUUUGAUGUCACUGGAAAAGUUGUUGUGUUAUAAUUGAUACAAAGAAUUUGCUGAGAAUAGUUCUAUGCAGGGGAUUCUGCAUUCAUCUAAAUCUCUAUAGUGUGUGUGGAAAAACCCACCUGACAUUAACAGUUGACUGCUAUGCAAAGGCAUGAAGAUGGUAGAUUUAGACACAUAAACGGAUAUUAUUAAGGACAGACUUUUAUUGCCAUUGUUGAACACAGUUAAUGUCUAUUUAUGUUCUUCUAUUGCCCCUGUCAGUGUGCAUUUAUAGUUAAUCUUCAUUUAUGAACCAAACAGUCAGCAACAAAGUUUCCUGCUGACAAAUUUAGAAGGAAAUGAACUGCUGUAUUAGGUUCUUGUCACUGAAUGGUCAGGUGCAAGAACUUGCAACUGCUGUUAAAUGUGUGGCUUUAUUUGUCUCAUGUCGUCAACAUGUUUGUUAUGCAGCAUAACUACUGGACCAAGUGGAAAAGUUCGGCCUCCUUUAUAAGCACACGUGAAAAUAAAUGCACAAUGUGUGGCUGCUAAAAGGGCACUAAAGAGGAACAUAAAAUAAGUUUAGACUUGUAGAGUAGUCUUCUAGAACUAUUUAUUUGCAUCUGUUUGGCAGAAAGUGGUAAGUGAUAAGAGGUAAAGUGUUGCCAGGAAAAAUGAGUGCCAAACUUGUCCUUCUUAAAUUUCAUGCCUGAAGUAGCGGGUGUGGUAAACUAAUACAAAAAGGACAAGAAAGAGGAAGGAGAGGAAGAACCUUGGCCAUCAUAAGUGUCUCACAUCCCAGUGGACGGGUCAACCGUCUCACAUCCCAGUGGACAGGUCAACCGCGGGAAGGAUACAGGGUAAGAGAAUAGAUAAGGGAGCAAAGUUACAAUAAAAUAGACUCAAACAAAAUAGGAGGACAUACAUGAAAAGCGGACAUGAUUUUAAUUCUAAAACUACAGGGCACAAUGUGGCGCUGUGCCCUGUGUCAUUCGGCCACCCAGUGUUGUUAUGCACAAUGCCAGGCUCGUCUUUCUCAAUUCAGAAUUUUUUUAAUAUAAGCCCUAAUAAGUGGCACAGCUUGCUCGAAGUAGCCCAAUACAAGUAGAAUAUGUUGUCCAAAAGAUAUGUUCACGUACCAGCUUGUUUAAAUAACACAUUUUGCUUUUAUAUUUUUAUGCUUUUCAACCAUGCUUUGGGUGAGUGAAACGUUUCCAAAAAAAGUUUUUCAUAAACAACUCAUCACUGAUUCCAACGCUUCCUUGUGAUAGUGGUUUAGUUAUAUCUUUUGGGUUGCUCUUCUCAUUUAUAAUGGCAGUUAAAGAUAUGAGUUCUUCAGUCAAGGGCACCUGUAGGGUUGAUCGUGUGAAUGAUUCAUGAAUGUGGCAAUACAGUCGACUCUUCUUACAAUGGACCAUGAUAAUCUGGCUAAGUAUGUCCGUUUUAUUUGAAGUCCGUAAAACCCGAAAUGCCCUAGUUCCGAAACCUUGAUCGCGAUGUGUAACAACGUAAUUGUGAAGAGUGAGUGAUGAACAUCGAAAGUAAAACAAAGAAAAUAAAAAAGUCGUGCGAAAGGCAAAGCAGCGAUUGCAAUAGCAAAUUAGUAAACAGCUAUGCGAAGUAAGGAUAGUAGUUUUAUUGGCGCUAUAAAGUUGUAAACAUUCGCUUACUAACUAAAUUAACAAGCAAGGUGUCAAGCACGCGCAGGUAAGCAUGAACACAUCUCGCUCAAUAAAUGCUGAAAGUCGCUGUCAAAACAUUGGAGUGAGGAAUUGCAGCAGCAGCAGUGAUCGCAUUAACCGUUGUGCAUCUCACGCUUCAAUGCGAAUGAAACUUCAUAAGCAAAGUGCAUACGAAGCUACCGGCACUAUGUGCACUCUGCAAACAUUGCUGAUUGCUUUCAAGAUGCGGCACCCGUGCUGCCUCGCUGGAGUAGAACCCACCCCCCGUGCCUUGCACGUGCAUGAUAUUGAGCUGCGAUCGUCGGCUGACUCUCACAAGUCAGUUGCUAUCUAGCCCGUGUCAACUCAGCAAAAGUCCGUUUUAUACGGCCGAUUUUGACAAAAAUUGACACUAAUUUCGUCUGCUGUAGCCAAUAGUUCAUUGUAGUGUGGUCCGUUAAAAGCGAACUUCGUUGCAUUAAUAAAAUAGGUAGAGCAAACUAAGGUGGAAAUAUGUUCCGUUAUAUCUGAAACUCUGUUGUACGCAAAUCCAUUGUAACGUGCGUAGACUGUAUCUGUCAAGCUUCCAUCUUGGGGUGGAGGUUUAAAGCUUGAAAGUUGAUGUGACCAUAAAAAAGUUAGAAGUGACUGAAUAAUUGAUGUGCAACAUGAGCAAUUUAGUAGUAUCAAAUCCUCUUAUAAUAACUGGAACUUACAGCUUCACCAUAGCUCAUCUCACGUUAGUGUGAUGUUUCAGAUUUGAUGACGUUUCUGUCCAUUUUAAAAAAAUGUACAAAUUCUGGUAGUAUUCGCAUAUCCAACAUAGAAAAAGAAAAUGUAUUUCAAAUUCAGCAAAUGCCCACGCAACUGCCUACCUCUAAGCCCUGCAGCAUUGCUCUUUAUGUCACAGCAAACAAACUAAUCUGCCUGAUAUGGUUGGGUCACCCCGUAAAUUGUGAUGCAUUGAAUUUCUAGCUGGCAGCUGUGAAAUUCGUACCAGCGAUUGGUUUCGCCUGGCUGUGCUAACCAAGCACAGUCAAACCUCCAUAUAUCGAACACGGAUAUAUCUAAUUAUUGCAUAUAUAGAAAAUUGCAUGCAUUUUUAAUUCUUUAUUUCGAACGGGGUCGGACAUAAAAUGAAUAUAUCGAACUCUGCCACUCCACACCACAUGUGCUCUGUUGACAGGCAGCAAGCUUUCCCACAACAACCUCGAAGACAGCGGUGGUGUGACAAGCGUUCCCAACUGCUGCGCGCUGUAGCUGCUGCACAUAUUGAUUGCGCCGAGGGUGCCAUUUGAACGUAACGGCAUACGCACGCGGUGGCUUUGCUAGUUCAACAAUGCCGGUGACACAUCGCAUUUGCCGCACUGAUACCUCCUCGGUGCCACGCUCUGCGCCUGGUGCACCUUGCGAGGAAUGGCGGUUUGCUUCCAUAAAGACAUGCGACAGCACACGUUCACUGGGCUCACUCAUAGAUGUCAUGGCAGAUGCCACUUAAUACUUUGUUAUUGACAUUGUUUAAAUAUGCUUCGAUUGACGGAUAUGGAGAUCGCAGCGGAAGUAGCAGCCAAAUGAAUACGCUGCCUAGGUUGAUCCCUUAUACGCUGAUGUUGCCCCGCUCCCAACUUCAACUGAGGCUGGUUGGUUGGUUGAACGAUUGGUUCAUUGAUUGAUUUGUACAAGUCUUUUACGUGUCUUUUGCUUAAUUUAAUAUAUUGAAUUCUGGCUAUAUCGAACUAUUUCGUGAUCACCACGCUGUUUAAUAUAUCGAGGUUCGACUGUAUAUUCAUUCUGGUUCCUGAGAAACACUAAAUGGCUUCAAGAGUUUUCAUUCGCUACUUAUCAGUACGAAAACCAUCCUUUGGAUUUGAUGGGACUCUAAACAAGAACAUUAAGUUAAGCUGCAUUAGUAAAUUGUCUUUAGAAUACCUAAAAGGUUGCUGUUACCAUGAGGAGGAGACGCUUUGGAAGUUGGAAAAUAUGCAAAAGCAAAAGACUCGUAGCAGUGCCCUUUAUGAAGUUCCCACACCAGCUUCCAAUGACGUCAUGGAUUAUGACAGCAUCUCCUCCUGUAUUGUUCAUUGUUUAUUGAUAGAGAAAAAAUACAUGGCAUUCUGAAUGAGCCAAAUACAUAAUCAUUGAAACUCUUUAUAACUUUUUCGGUUAUUAAACAGUGCAAUUGCUAGAACAUAAAUUGCAACUUGUGACGUAAUCAGAAUCUUUUCAUUGAAGGAAUGAAAAUAAAGCUUUAAAGGAAUAGUUAACCAGUAUGUCCCUCUAAGUGAAGAGGCAAACAGUGGCACAAGCAAAAUGAGCACCUCACGAAUAGCGGGAUCAUGCAUUGGGCUUGCCUAAUUUAUUCAUGGAGUGUUUAAGAUGAGCACUUCUACGGCAUGCAAAGGGAAAUUAUGGCGGGCCCCAAACAAUUGAAUGUUGAGUUACCAAUGCUACUCUAGAACUUUUGUUUUGCUAAGUCAGCCAUAAUAUCAAUAAAAACUUACGUAAAUAAUUUUGCUAGUUAGCUAAUUUGGCUAUGUGCAGAGGAUACUGAUAGCUUCUCCAGAUGGCUCUUAGCAAUGCACACUUGAUUUCACCCCCACAAGGAAGGCUUCAAAACAAUGUUGUUUUUAAAGUUUAAGCUUUGUGCACACUCGCCAGAACACUUUGUAUGUGCAGGAGUGUUCUAAACUAGGCUGGUUGAUACAUCAUUAGGACGGGAACAAACAGCGCUUAAAAUGGGACAAUGAGAGCACGACAAACAAGGCACCUUGUCUCUUGUUCUCUCACCAUUCUGUCUUGAGCACUGUUCGUUCUAGACCCUGUAUAUGUUUUGAAGAUGCAUCAAUUGUGCUGUUAAUACACAUGGCUUAAACAUGUCUAACAUAUAUUUCAAGUACAUUGAUGCAGUAUAUGCUGUAUAUUGAAAAUGACAUUUUUCAGAUCUAUCUGUGUGCAGCUUGAAUAGUGCACAUCCAUCUGAUAUCUAUAACAACAUGAAGUGUUCAGCAAACAAGAGUGUGAUUAGUGGUUCACCUCGUGAAGGUGUUCCUCGUGCAGUCAUGCGCAAUGUGGACCAAUAUGAAAAGAAAUGCCUGAUUUGCAUAUAGGAUCAAUAAUUGCUCCUGCUAUUUGUUGGAGACUAAAAAACACUGCACUGGUUAUUCUUCAACACAAUAGUGAUGUAACGCAUAUCUGCAGUGAUGCGCAUUUUCUUAUCGCAUAUCUGCGGGUGAGGUUUAAGCCCAUAUCAAAUGUUAUGAAAAUUAAGAGCGUUGGGUGUACAUGACUUCCUGCAAAGCUGCCGGCUUGCCCGCACUCCAAAUUCACAGAUUUGCCAUUUCAUGGAGCAGACAGUCUAAUAGAUAUGGGGGCGUUUCCUGCCUUUUGUAUUCAUAAUAAAUCAGUAGCAUGUGUCAUCUGUGGCAAUUCCAGGCAAAAAUGUCGCAAUUCUACUGCAGCAGAACACUGGCGCCAUCUGUGAUUGUCAGUCAGAAUCAGUUUAACAAGAAUAUUCAUGUGUAGCUGGCGCUCUUAUUUACAACACGUUUGGUACAUCUCCAGUAAUCAUUGCUUGAAUACCAACUACAGUAAAUUGUCAUUGAUACGUAGUUGGAUAGAAAUGUAUAUCAUGUACACACUAAGUGAUGUAUUAAUUAAUGACUGAUGAGAGACUGUAGACUUACUGGCCAGAAAAAAAAAAAACUUCUUAAUUCUCAUUCAAAUAAACACACAGAAAAAUGUUUUUUCUUUUUUUUUUUUGUUCCAUUUUUCUCUUUUCUUUCUUUCUUUUUUUUAUUGCGAGCAGGCAGCAAAAAAAUUGUGAUUUUUACUUGCCACCAUGGUCGCCUUGCAGCGAUGAAGGCAUCCUCAAACUCGGCAAGGCCACGAGCCAGUUUUUCCAUCAGGCCCCAAUUCUCUGCGAAAGCACUCAUGAUGGUCAACACAAGCGGUGCGUCGGAUACAGCAGAACCAUCAUCCACUUCCACCUUGUCGUAGGUGCCGCAUAAACACCUGAAGCUAUGCGAGCAGGAAACACGUCUUGGCCACAAUGUUGUGACAUCACUAUCAGUGGUGACUGCAGUCCGUGAAAGGUCCAUACGCUGCAAUUUAUGGCCUGUGCGCACGACAUUUUGCCGAUUCUGUACUUGUAUACGCCGAAAAAUUACAUAAAUGCUAUACAUUAACCGUUUUGCAUGUGCUAAGUGGCUACGGCUUAAGCGGUCAGCCAACACAUUAGGUUCAAUGGCGACAGGGUGGGGCAUUCAUCGCGACUAUAUUUAAACCAGAAUUACUUACUAGGCAGGUACAUAUUAACAAGGUUUUACUGUAGGAGUUUUUUCUCACAUUGGAUGCCCCUAUUAUUUUGAAUGCUAGACACAGCACUCACCUGGAGUGUUUUGAUACAGUGUGUACAUGAGUGAGGAUGACUGUUUGAGGUCUUCUGAGCAGCUGAAGCGAAGAAAACUAGGGACACAUGUUUCUAUGUAGUUGACUGGAUGAGUUAUUUUUUCCUCACUACAGUUGUGUGCAGCAGUUGGCAAGUUCAGGCAGAUGAGUGUCUGCUGUUAUAGCAGCAGACGGUUGUCACUGCUUUAGCCCUUGUAGGAUUGCAGUACAUAUGAAAAAAAAAUUUUACAGCUGCAAAUCUGAUGUCAUUAGGCUGCAUUGUACUUAUGCGAACCUAUCUACACAAUUAUAUUUCCUUUCUGAUAAAAAGAGAAAGUAUGGUGCUUAUGGGCUUCAACCACCACUGGCAAGCAGGGCUUUUUAUUUAUGGCUGUUUGAACAGAUUCUUUUCCUACGGAAACCUUCUUUAGCAGCUGUGAGGAAUUACUUUUCUUUAUUAUAUUGCUGUAGCUUUGUCAUUGUCAGAAAGAAGCAAGUAAUGAACUCUCUCUGUUUGGACUAUUUUGGACUAUGGGAGGAGAACAUUUUCUUUUUCUCAGAAUGCCAUGGCAUUUUAUUACAUGAAGUGGAAAAUAAAGGGCUGCGUGGAAAAAUUGACACAAAUAUUUACAUUGAUCAAUAGGUACCACUUUAUUGAAAGAAAAGCAAUUUGUAUAUUGCUGAUUAGACUUUUCUUAUGUAAACAGAGUACCAAAGUUGCAUUGUCAUCUUCAGAUAAGUGAACAGCUGUUCAUUUGAACAGCCCUGUACCAUGUCCACUAUUACGUAAAGCUUUUUCUCAGUUUUGGGGUGGUCACGACUGUAGCCGUUACCAUCCAUCCACCUUCAAUGAAACCAUUGGACUUUGCUUGUAGUGUGUUUACAAUGUUGGGGUCAUGUGGACUGGUUGAACUUGUUCUGCUUCAUUUAAACAUUUUCUGUUUAGCACAAUUUAUGUUGGGUACUCUUGAUAGGGCCUUGCACAUUGCCUUGAUUGUUUGUCAUGUGUUAAUGGCGCUGGUUUCUGUUCAGAUUGUGGUUGUGCAGCAAGAUAUUUAGAUUAUAUUUGGGCAUUGAGUGCACCUGAUCUGUACCGGCUGCGAGUCUUACCGAAGGGCUUUUCUUACACUUUCCAUGAUACACAUUGCUAGACACUUGGACAGAAAAUGAGAACACUGUGGUUAAUCCAAUGUGUUAUCAGCAGUGGGCUUAUGUAUGUAUGUGUCCAUCUUUGUUUACCUAUGCUUCCCCAGCAUUGUACGUGCAACUGCAUUUUAUGCAGUUCCUGCUUUACUGUAUGAUUUUCUUGACAUAAGUUUCUGUAUAUACACACAUAUAUACUUUUCAUAUUUCAUAUACCAUAUGAAACUGGGCCUUUUAUGCCUUGCAUUUUCUCUCGAUAUAUCCGCGAGGGAUUGUUUUUACUAUUAUUAUUUUUUGUAGGUGGUUAUACAGGGCCUGCACAUGGUUUUAACUUGUGCUGUGACUGUAGUAUUUUCUUAUUUAUUUUUGUAGGUCUGAUUUUUUAUGCCUCGCUGCUGUCACUGUAGAAUGUGGUUCUGUACAUGACUGUUUGCUUAGACAAACUUUUGUGGGGAUGUUUAAUCCUGUUUUAAGAGUCUUUACUGUUAAAUUAUUUGUUGUCACAAGAGACUGUACAUAACGUUAAAAAGAAAGUCUGAACAAUAAACUGGUAUGUGCAUAGAAAUCGAGUCUUGAAGCUUUGAAUAAAUAAUGUGCGCAUUUUAA
This is a messenger RNA of Dermacentor andersoni, 20997 nucleotides long. RefSeq names its product mediator of RNA polymerase II transcription subunit 12-like protein. Gene Ontology annotation, biological process: positive regulation of transcription by RNA polymerase II. Gene Ontology annotation, cellular component: mediator complex. The record is from RefSeq and is a predicted model, not a curated record. Gene Ontology annotation, molecular function: transcription coactivator activity; transcription factor binding. Lineage: Eukaryota; Metazoa; Arthropoda; Arachnida; Ixodida; Ixodidae.